CAAGUUUCAUCUUCACGAAAUAAGACGCAGUGGGCUAAUUCCUCCCGCUCCGCGUUCUCAUUUCCGCAGUCGCAGGAGACAUAAAAAUUCAGUGAAUAAAAAGCAAAACAGUGCAAUAAAAUGAGAUACAACUUCGAGUUGACUGAUUCAAAUCCUGACUCUUCUCGGCGAUCCCUCACUCCUAAAGAAGAUGUCCAGUGGGUCCCACUCAAGUCCCACCCGGUUUUUACCUCCUCCUCCUCUUCCGCCGUAGCCGACGGAGACGCUCCGAGGAACCUGUUGGCAUGGGACGGGACUUCACGGUUGUAUUAUUGGGAUUCGAACAAGCGCUGCCUCCAUCGCAUUUCUGUUCGGCUUGGCGAGCCAGAACCUACGUCAGUCCUCGCCGCUACUCCUUCUAAGGUAUUGCAAGCAGAUGUACGGAUUGACUUUGUUGUUAAUAAAAUCUCAAUCAAUGGAGAUGGCUCUGCGUUGCUUCUGGCUGGUUCAGAUGGUCUAUGUGUUAUGUACCUCUACGGAAGAAAUUCUACUAAGAAUAACACCAUUGUUUGCAGGACUGUUUCAAUCGGUUCCCAAAUCUAUUUCAAUGAAAACAAUGUGAUACGCACACUACAAGUUUCAUGGCACCCUUACAGCAAUACACAUUUAGGAGUCCUUUCUUCUGACUCAGUUUUCAGAUUAUUUGAUCUGUCUUUGGAUCUCCUGCAACCAGAGCAAGAGUAUUAUCUACAGCCAGUUGAACCAGGUAGUUCCAGAAAUGCUGCAGCAAUAUGCCCUGUAGACUUUUCGUUUGGAGGAGACCACAUGUGGGACAGAUUUAGUGUUUUUGUAUUAUUCAGCGAUGGUUCGACUUACAUCCUUUGCCCUAUUGUUCCAUUUGGAAGUAUCCACAAAUGGGAAUCAGUGUUGGAAAUAUAUAGUGAUGCUCACACGUUUGGGUUGAAAUCAGCAAAUCAGACAGCUAUUAGUAAUUCUAGUCUUGCAAUCUCUUGGCUGGAAGCAACAUUUCCUGAGUUAAAUGAUGAAGCAAUUGAAGAGGAAAAUACAUCAGUAUUAAAAGCUCGUCCCUAUGCUUUAUUUGAUGCUUCUCUUUGCUUACAGGGGCCACUUCGGAAAGUGCAUCAUGAUGGGGAAGAUGAUAAUUCAGCUGUUCGGGUUGCAGAAUGUGAAGGUCGUGCAGUCAGUUUUCUCUAUAAUAUAGUCAGCAAAGAUUCAAUUUUGGUGACUGCAUGGAGUGGGGGACAAUUGCAAAUAGAUGCCCUAGCUGAUGAAAUCCAGCCGGUCUGGAUUGUUGGUAGCCCGCCUCGUCUUCGUGUCAACUCCCAUGACCGUAUUCUUGCUCUUGCUAUGAUUUGUGAAUCAAUCUCAGGCGAGAUUCAUGUUGUGAAGAUUGAUCAACCACUUGAUCAUACUGUUUGGUUAGGUCAUCCACCACCUUUGAUGAGACUUGCAAUUGUGGAUUUGGCUUUGCCUAGGAAAACAGAAGAUGGAUCUAAUAUAAUGUUGUUUAGUGAUCCUCUUGUGCCUGAAAGGAUCUAUUCAGUUCAUUAUGGCGGGAUAGAUUCGAUAGUAUUGCAUUUUCUUCCAUUUACAAAUCAGUCCAGUGGCAAGGAUGAGACUAUCAGAACUCCCUCAGUGCAUCCUAUACUUAGCACAUGCCAGGCGGAUGACUCCUCACCUUUGUGUGGUUUUGCAGCACUAUCAGACGCAUUUGGUUACUCAUGGAUUGUAGGAGUCACUUCUAUGCAAGAAUGUGUUGUGCUAGAGAUGAAAACUUGGAAUUUAUUGCUUCCUAUGCUUGUUGAUCUGAAGAAGAAAUCUCCAGGCUUUGAAGAACGGAAAGAGGGAAAUAUGCCAGAUAUCAUAAGCAAAGAACUCCUUAGUGGUCCUAAGGUGGUUCUUGUUCCUCAGACCUCACCCAAUCUUCGGUCUGUUUCUGCUGAUUCUAUUGAAGGCCGAUCAACUCUACAUCAGUAUUUCAAGCUUUUCCAUGAAAAUUAUGUUGAAUAUGCUCAUAAGGUGAGAAUGCUUCAUCCUGUAUGCAUUUUAAUAUCAACUCACUUAUUUAGGUCAUAUCUCUUUGGAACAAACCUGUGUUUUCUAUUUGCCACCUCUGAUGGUUCUAGCUUGUGGAAGAGAAGAUAUUUUCAAAAACAAUCAUGGACCGGUAGGAGGCAACAUUAUAACUGACGUUAUGAAAAACCAAUAGUUAAUUCUAAGCAGCUAAACGGAACUGUUAUGA
Messenger RNA from Jatropha curcas, 2242 nucleotides. Lineage: Eukaryota; Viridiplantae; Streptophyta; Magnoliopsida; Malpighiales; Euphorbiaceae. The record is from RefSeq and is a predicted model, not a curated record.